AUGUCUUCAGCGCCUUCCAAGCCUAUCCUGUUCUAUGACAUAGCAUUCAAGGAACCACGAGAGAAGACAAACAGUGCUCCAAACCCAUGGAAGACUAGACUCGCAUUGAACUUCAAGACCCUACCCUAUGCCACGACCUGGGUACCUCUACCGGAUGUGGAAAAGGUUCGACGGAGCCUGAAUGUCCCUGCCUGUCGAAAGUGGGGAAACGGCAGCGACUACUACACUCUUCCUGUGAUCACAGAUCCCAAUACCAACGAGUAUGUUGGUGAUUCUUUCGACAUCGCUGUAUACUUGCAAAAGACGUAUCCAGGCUCAGGCUCAGACUUGUUUCCAGAACAGAAACUCGACUAUGUGUACACACCAGAGCAAGCAACCCCAGUGCCGCUGACAGACGUUCGCGGAGGAGAGCAUGAUAAUUAUGCGGAGUUCAACAUGAGCGUGGAUGCAGUAUUCACAGAGCACGUCAUACUUAUGGCGCACGGUAUGCUGUUGGACUCAGCUGGAGAGGAGGUCUUUGUCAAGCGUGCGGGCGUAGAGUCNUUUGACGCAUUUGCAUUUGUUGGCGAACCGCGCAAGCAGAUGAUGCUGUCUUUUGAGCGCAAGCUGGAGGGGCUAGCUAAUGUCUUCAAGAGAGACCUAAGCGGACCAUUCGUGCUCGGUAANAAGGCUAGCUACGCAGAUUUGAUCGUUGGUGGAUGGUUGCGAAUGGCUAGCAGAACACUUGGCAGCACUGAGUGGGAGGCAUUGAGAGGUUGGCAUGGAGGCGUCUUCGGUCAGUUGCACGACGCGCUAGACAGAUAUGCAACAACAGAUAGAGGACGUGAGGUCUGA
Messenger RNA from Aureobasidium musti, 834 nucleotides. Lineage: Eukaryota; Fungi; Ascomycota; Dothideomycetes; Dothideales; Saccotheciaceae. The record is from the annotation of a GenBank genome assembly.